AUGGACUCGUAUAAGUACCUUAAGAUCCGCUUGAACCCGGACGGCUCGCUCUACCGCUACAGGGAAGUGUGGCUCCUCCCCGCGGCACCGGCCGAGGAGCUCGUGGCGGUGGAGGACGAGCAGGGGGCACGCCGCAUUGUGGUCCACUCCAGCGACGUCCCGCUCAACGCCGCCACCUGCAUGGGCCUCCGCCUCUUCGUGUCGUCCGGGUCCGGCGGUCACGACGGCGGCCGGCUGCCGCUGGUCGUCUACUUCCACGUUGGCGGCUACGUCCUGUUCCACGCGGCCUCCGCGCCAUUCCACAACACGUGUGCGGCACUGGCCGCCGCUGCCCUGGCGAUCGUGGCGUCCGUGGACUACCGCCUGGCGCCCGAGCACUGCCUCCCCGCGGCGUUCGAGGACGCCGCCGACGCCGUGAUUAGGGGAAGUGAUACACACGUGAUGCGGGGCAGGGGGAGGCGACAACUGUGGAUCGGCGGGACAGAGGGGCGUGAUUAG
Zea mays is the source of this 498-nucleotide messenger RNA. RefSeq names its product probable carboxylesterase 8. The coding region runs from base 1 to 498 and encodes 165 amino acids. Gene Ontology annotation, molecular function: hydrolase activity. The transcript has a single exon. Lineage: Eukaryota; Viridiplantae; Streptophyta; Magnoliopsida; Poales; Poaceae. The record is from RefSeq and is a predicted model, not a curated record.